AUGACGAUAAUUACAAUUGCAGAGGUUCUUCCCAAGGAGCAAGAGUCCAAUCCUCACAUUGGGCUCCCCAGCCUGGGGGACCUGCACCAGGGAAUUGAAAUAGAAUUGAAAGCAGUGACUCGAAUUGAAAGAUACAUAUCCAAUUGUGUUCAUAUCAGCAUUAUUCCCAAUAACCAAAAGGUGGAGGAGGGACCCAGGAAACAUAGAAAUGGUGAGUGUGCUGCCCCCUGGCGUGCGGAGACGGAGAGGAGAGGCUGGUUGGAACCGGCCGUGGCGGGACCCAGGCCUCCCCGCGGUCAAUUGAGUCUGCGGACCGAGUUCACCCUCGCGGCGCCGCUCGGACAUCAUUCCCGCCGGCUCGCAGCGUGGGGGCGGGGCCGGCCUCCUGGACACUCAUGUUGGGUAACGGGACUAGAAGAAAAAGCUUCCAGUUCUUCGGACUCAGUAGCUUUUGAGGAUGUGGCUGUGAACUUCACCCUGGAAGAGUGGGCUUUACUGGAUCCUUCACAGAAGAACUACAGAGAUGUGAUGCGGGAAAUCUUCUGGAACCUCGCCUCAGUAGGAAAAACAUGGGAAGAACAUGUCACUGAAGAUCAGUACAAAAACCAGGAGAGAAAUUACAGAAGUCAUAUGAUUGAGGCACUCUGUGAAAAUAAAGAGGGUAGUCCAUGUGGAGAAAACUUCAGCCUUAUUCCAAAUCUCAGUCUGAACAAGAAAACUACUGGAGUAAAACCACAUGAAUGUGGUGCAUGUGAAAAAAUCUUUACAUGUCAUUCAUCCCUUAAUAGACAUAUGAGAUGUCACACUGAACACAAACCAUAUGAGUAUCAGAAAUAUGGAGAGAAGACGUAUAAAUGUAAGGCAUGUGGGAAAGCCUUUAGUUAUCUGCAGUGUUUUAAAAACAUGAAAAAUCACAAUGGAGAGAAAAUGUAUAAAUGUAAAGACUGUGGGAAAGCUUUUAUUAUGUGUCUCAAAACCCUUCAAAGACACGUGAUAAUGCAUACUGGAGAUGCUCCUUAUAAAUGUAAGGAACAUGGGAAAGCCCUCAGUUGUUCUAGUACACUUCGAGUGCAUGAAAGAACUCAUACUGAAGAGAAACCCUAUCAGUGUAAACACUCUGGAAGAGCCUAUAGAUAUCAAACACAUGACAGAACUGGCACAGUAGAGCAGUUCUAUGAAUGUCAGCAAUGUGGUCAGGCUUAUAUUUCCCUUCGAGGUUUAAAAAUACAUGAAAGAAAUCACACUGGAGAGAAACCCUACAAAUGUAACAAAUGUGGUAAAGCUUUCAAUUCUCAUCUAGGUUUCAAAGUACAUGAAAGAAAUCACAGUGGUGAGAAACCAUACGAAUGUAAAAAAUGUACCAAAGCAUUCAGCUGCCCCAGUUCUCUUCAAAGACAUGGAAGAAUUCAUACUGGAGAGAAACCCUAUCAAUGUAAGGCAUGUGGGAAAGCCUACAGAUGCCAGAGUUCCUUACAUAUACACAAGAGGACUCACAAAGGAGAGAAACCCUAUGAAUGUAAGCAGUGUGGGAAAACCUUUCUUUCUCUUUCUAGCUUCCAAGCACACAUGAUCAUUCACGCUGGAGAUGGACCUUAUAAAUGUAAGGAAUGUGAGAAAACAUUCUUUUCUCCCAGUUCAUUUCAAAUACAUGAAAGGAGACACACUGGACAGAAACCCUAUGAAUGUAAAAUAUGUGGUAAAGGCCUCAGUUGUUCCAGUUAUGUGCAAGUACAUGAAAGAAUUCAUUCUGGAGAGAAACCCUUUAAAUGUGAUAAAUGUGGGAAAGCCUUCAUUUAUCACACAAACUUUCAAAGACAUAUGAUACUGCACACUGGAGAGAAACCAUACAGAUGUGAAGAAUGUGGGAAAGACUUUAGUCGUCCCAGUUCAUCCCAAAGGCAUGAAAGGAGUCACUGGAUACUCUUGAAUGUAAACAACGUGGGAAAGACUUCAUUUGACCCCAUCCCUACAUGUUAA
Molecule: messenger RNA, 1977 nt
Organism: Mesoplodon densirostris (Blainville's beaked whale)
Lineage: Eukaryota; Metazoa; Chordata; Mammalia; Artiodactyla; Ziphiidae
Product: zinc finger protein 627-like
Biological process (GO): regulation of transcription by RNA polymerase II
Cellular component (GO): nucleus
Molecular function (GO): RNA polymerase II transcription regulatory region sequence-specific DNA binding; DNA-binding transcription factor activity, RNA polymerase II-specific
Source: RefSeq, a predicted model, not a curated record